Messenger RNA from Musa acuminata subsp. malaccensis (wild Malaysian banana), 771 nucleotides. RefSeq lists its product as uncharacterized. Lineage: Eukaryota; Viridiplantae; Streptophyta; Magnoliopsida; Zingiberales; Musaceae. The record is from RefSeq and is a predicted model, not a curated record.
CCUCCUUGGCCAUGCACCCUACCAAUCGAUCCUGGUCUCUUCAAACACCAGCGCGUCCUACCUCGUCUGACCAAUGGCUUUCCCGGCAUCUUCGUCCGCGACGGCCUUGGUCCUCCUCCUAUCUCAGUUCCUCCUCCUCCUCCCGUCCGCCACAGCGGGGGUGAUCUGCGAGGACCUGCCGCAAGACCUGUGCGCGUUCGCUGUGUCGUCCGCGUCGAAACGGUGCCUGCUGGAGAACACGCAGCUCGGCGGGGGCCGCACCGAUUACCAGUGCAGGACGUCGGAGGCGGUGGCGGAGGGAAUAUCGGAUUGGAUAGAGACGGACGAGUGCGUGCGGGCGUGCGGCGUCGCCCGCGGCAACGUCGGCAUCUCCUCCGAUUCCCUCCUGGAGCCUGACUUCGUGCAGAAGAUCUGCUCCGCCGAGUGCUACAGCAACUGCCCCAACAUCGUCGACCUCUACUUCAAUCUCGCUUCCGGAGAAGGUGUUUUCCUGCCGGAUCUGUGCGAGGCUCAGCGAGGGGACCCCCGCCGCGCCAUGGCGGAGUUUCUCAGCUCUGGAGCAGCACCGGGGCCGGGGGCUCCUCCUCCUGUUUCCACCUGAGAACGAGGGGGUGGCAUCUGUCCCUCGUCCCUCUUCUUCCUUGUUGCAGAUAACGAUGCGGUGCAUGCGGGGAGCCUGCAACUACUUGUCUUUUCGUCCAUAUAAUAAAACAUCAUACCAUCUCUUCUGUUUUAGGAUCAAUGAUACCUCAAUCAAAAUCUUUAUCGUUA